GCUCACUUUAUCUGAGUUUUUUGAUGAUACUGGCCUCCGUACAUUGAUAAAAAGUAUUAAAACAUUAUACAACGAAGUUUUAAUGAUAAUAAGAAUAUUGUUUCAGAUUAGGCUGUACGGGUUAGAUCCGCUUGUCCUUUAUUGUAACGACGAAUGAUUAAAAAAAACAGACUUUUUGAUCAAGUCAUCGUUGUCAUCGCCAUUGUUCAUCGCGUUUCCUUCCCGGCAUUAUUUGUGAAUGUACUAAGUUUUAUUCAUAAUUCAAAAUGUUUAGAAAUCAAUAUGACAGUGACGUCACUGUCUGGAGCCCCCAAGGCCGCUUGCAUCAAGUUGAAUAUGCUAUGGAAGCUGUGAAACUUGGAUCAGCUACUGUAGGAUUGAAGAAUAAAGAUUUUGCGGUGUUGAUAGCUCUUAAGAGGGCUGUAAGUGAACUGUCUGCAUAUCAGAAGAAGAUUAUUCCUAUAGAUGAACAUAUAGGUAUUUCUAUAUCUGGAUUAACAGCAGAUGCUCGUAUGUUGAGCCGUUUUAUGAGAACUGAAUGCCUUAACCACAAGUAUGCUCAUGACUCGCCCAUGCCUGUUGGGCGCCUUAUCAAUCUUGUGGGCAACAAGAUGCAGAUCUGUACUCAGCGUUAUGACAAGAGACCCCUUGGUGUUGGGUUGUUGGUAGCUGGCUAUGAUGAUCAAGGUCCUCACAUCUACCAGACCUGUCCGUCAGCUAAUUUCUUUGACUGUCGUGCUAUGGCUAUUGGUGCCCGUUCUCAAUCAGCCCGCACCUACUUAGAGAAACACCUGAUGACAUUCGCCGACUGUGAGCUCCAGGAGCUUGUAGCUCAUGGCUUGCGAGCAUUGAGAGAUACACUUCCUAAUGAAGUGGAUCUUAAUAAUAAGAACGUGUCGAUAGCUAUAGUGGGUCCGAAAACUCCUCUGAAGAUAUGCGAUGAGGCGGAGUUGGGCAGGUUCCUGGCGUUGGUGGAGGGCGAGGAGCGUCGUGGCGGCGGGUCCGCUGUGGGCGACGUGCUGCCCGACUCCGGCCCGCCGGGGGACCGCCCCGACAGGCCAGACCGUCCAGACCCACAGCCAGCGCAAGUCAUUAAUUACACUUGCGGCGACUCUCAAGACUCGGAAGACGAAAUUUUUUUAGUAUAUCUUGGUGGCAAUGGAAACAGAGUAAUCGCUGAAAGACUGCUGGAUGAUUCUGUGACGGAGGAUAGUGUGAUGGAUGACGAUAGCAAUGCUGAAUCGUCAAGUUUCAGAUUAUCAACCUUCAUGGAUGCAUCGAAGCAGAAUCUAACCUCCCUUUUUAUCAACAUCAAAGGUUUGCCUUGGCCAGUGUUUGAUUUUACAACCGUGAAUUUAAUGUAGAUAGAUCUUCAAAACUUUCAGCAUGAUUAUUUAAAGUUGUUACUACAGUAAGAAGUAGUAUCAGGUUCAUAAGCCUAGUAUUACAUUAUUUAACGUCAAAAGCACUAAAUAUUUGUAUGAAUAUUUGGUAACUAUACAGCUAAGAACUAUCGCGGAAUCCUCUACUAAGGCUCUAAUUUUAAACUUACGACAUUUUUUAUUAUCCACCUGGAAGGACCAUGACGUUGAUUAUAUACUUGUCUAGUAGUGUUACUCUAAAAUUGUUAAAAAUAACAAGCCUGGUUUGAAUUUCUCGUGCGUGUAAAGUUCACAUUGGUGUGCGUGAGUAUUGUUGUUAUAGGUGCACGCUGUUAACACGCUGCAUAUUGUUAAUAAUACCAGCUUCCCGAAUAUUUCCCACAAAUGUAGUAGUAAAAGGUGUAUUUUUUUUUUAAUCGAUAAUUCUAUUAUAACUCAUCAUAUUGUGUAAAUUAUGAAAUAAAAUACUAAUGCAGGUUUUCAUGAUAAAAUAUAAUUGAAAUGUGCAAGUUUCAUUUACAAAUGCAACAAAAUACAUGUUUUGUUCACAGUGACAGCUUGGACACUGAUUAAGCUUUGUGAUAUAUAUUUUUUGGUAUUUAGGCGCUCUGACAUUAUAUAUAUAGACAAGUAUAUAAGCAAAGGACCAUGAAUAUUCUUGGAAUCGUUUACCAAUAAGAAAAUACUAAUUGAUAG
Messenger RNA from Diatraea saccharalis (sugarcane borer), 2078 nucleotides. Lineage: Eukaryota; Metazoa; Arthropoda; Insecta; Lepidoptera; Crambidae. The record is from the annotation of a GenBank genome assembly.